AUGGCUGCAGGAGUGGCAACCUGGCUGCCCUUUGCCCGGGCAGCAGCUGUGGGCUGGCUCCCACUGGCCAAGAAGCCUAUGCCCAAGCCUCCUCUGGACCAGAAACGCCGCCAUGAUGAAAUCUUAGUGGUCAACGUUAGUGGAAAACGCUUCCAAACGUGGAAGAAUACCCUUGACCGUUAUCCAGACACCUUAUUAGGCAGUUCCGAGAAGGAAUUCUUUUUUGACGAAGACAGCAAGGAAUAUUUCUUUGAUCGUGACCCAGAGAUGUUUCGGCACAUUCUCAACUUCUAUCGUACCGGCAGACUCCAUUAUCCCCGCCAAGAGUGCAUACAGGCCUUUGAUGAAGAGCUGUCCUUUUAUGGAAUCAUCCCAGAGCUGAUUGGUGACUGCUGCUUGGAGGAAUACCGAGAUCGCAAGAAGGAGAAUGCAGAGCGCCUAGCUGAGGACGAAGAAGCCGAGAUUGCCACGGACACUUCCUUGCCGCCAGAUAGCACAUUCCGCCAACAGCUCUGGAGAGCAUUUGAGAACCCCCACACCAGCACCAUGGCUUUGGUCUUCUACUAUGUGACUGGUUUCUUCAUUGCCGUCUCAGUCAUUGCCAACGUGGUGGAGACAAUCCCGUGCCGGCCACCUCCUGGGACGAAGAGGAGCAUGUCCUGCGGAGAUCGUUUCCCCAAAGCUUUCUUCUGCAUGGACACGGCUUGUGUCCUCAUCUUCACCUUUGAGUAUCUCAUGCGGCUUUUUGCUGCCCCGAGUCGAUUUAAGUUCAUGAAGAGUGUGAUGAGUAUCAUUGACGUUGUGGCCAUCAUGCCUUAUUACAUUGGGCUGGUGAUGCCAGAAAAUGAGAAUGUCUCUGGGGCCUUUGUGACCCUGAGAGUCUUCCGCGUCUUCCGCAUCUUCAAGUUCUCGCGCCACUCGCAGGGCCUAAGGAUCCUGGGCUAUACACUUAAGAGCUGUGCCUCUGAAUUGGGCUUCCUUCUCUUCUCCCUCACUAUGGCUAUCAUCAUCUUUGCUACGGUUAUGUUCUAUGCUGAAAAGAGCACAACGGAGACCAACUUCACCAGCAUCCCUGCUGCCUUCUGGUACACUAUCGUCACCAUGACCACACUUGGGUGA
Molecule: messenger RNA, 1119 nt
Organism: Protobothrops mucrosquamatus (brown spotted pit viper)
Lineage: Eukaryota; Metazoa; Chordata; Lepidosauria; Squamata; Viperidae
Gene: KCND1
Product: potassium voltage-gated channel subfamily D member 1
Exons: 1
Coding region: 1-1119 (372 amino acids)
Biological process (GO): potassium ion export across plasma membrane; protein homooligomerization
Cellular component (GO): neuronal cell body; voltage-gated potassium channel complex; membrane
Molecular function (GO): protein binding; A-type (transient outward) potassium channel activity
Source: RefSeq, a predicted model, not a curated record